Messenger RNA from Sporothrix schenckii 1099-18, 330 nucleotides. RefSeq lists its product as uncharacterized. The transcript is spliced from 2 exons. The record is from RefSeq and is a predicted model, not a curated record. NCBI's taxonomy places the organism in Eukaryota, Fungi, Ascomycota, Sordariomycetes, Ophiostomatales, Ophiostomataceae. Bases 1 to 330 code for a protein of 109 amino acids.
AUGCCCAAGGAUGCCCUAGGAUGGGAAGGAGCGUAUGAGGGAAGCGACCACAGCUCAGUCAGCCUUCAGGUUGACUAUCAUCGCUUCUGCCGUCCGUACGAUGUCGGGGUUGUAGUCGACGCUGUUGAUGUACCCCGUAUGGCUGCACUCUCGGCACAGGCACUCUUCAGGGACCGCCUGAACUCGCCAAUAAAACGCCACAGAAGCAGCCAGUGUCAAAGUGCGAAACACUGCAGUUUCAGCCCAGAAAGCCGCUCGAGAGACAAGAAGACGCGCCGGGAGCACUCUUUAGCGGUCUACAGCGAGCCCAAGCCCACCGCCUGCAGAUGA